UUUGUCCUAGAGCCAGUUGAAAGGUCACCCGGCUGUAGAAUUUGCCACGAGCGCUCGAAGGAAGCCGGAAAGUUUCCUCCCAACUUCUCAAGACGUCCUGCGGCGAUUCUCAUGCUGAAUCGGACCUUCUUCAGGUCUGCUUCUCUCGCCAAGACGUUGCACCGUCCUCAGGGUUUCUCCGCACCUGUAAGAAGGAGAUUUAAGACGAUGACGUCGGACGAGGCGGUGAGGAUGUCCCGGCGCAUGGUGUGGGUGGAUCUCGAGAUGACAGGUCUGGACCUGGACUCCUGCCACAUCAUCGAGAUGGCGUGCCUCAUCACCGACGACGACCUAAACGUGGUGGCCGAGGCUCCGGACCUGGUCAUCCACCAACCGGAUGCUGUGAUGGACACCAUGAACGACUGGUGCAAGGAGCACCAUGGGAAGUCAGGACUGACGGAAGCCGUACGGAGAAGCGAGCUGUCACUCCAGGCUGCCGAGUACGAGAUGCUGUCGUUCGUGCGGCAGUACACCCCGCCCGGGGUGUGUCCGCUCGCAGGAAACUCCGUCCACGUGGACAAGAAGUUCCUGGAGAAGUACAUGCCUCAGUUCAUGAACCACCUGCACUACAGAAUUAUAGACGUGAGCACGAUUAAGGAGUUGUGUCGGCGCUGGUACCCAGAGGACUAUAACGUGUCUCCUCAGAAGUCUGCCACCCACCGGGCCCUGGAAGACAUCAGGGAAAGCAUCAAGGAGCUGCAGUUCUACAGGAGUCACGUCUUCAAGAAAGUAUAGCGUCUUGACUGGAACAACCCCAAACCACGUCCCCCCUUGUGUAAUCUCCAAGCAGAUCCUACAAUGGCAUAAGAUAGUACCAAACUGACCAAGGAGUGUAGUCAUCCAAAAGGUGUCAAUUUGGCCGGUAGCAAAACAUACUCCUAAGCCGGCUUCACUCCUUUGCCAGCUUUUGAUGCUAUCUUAUGCUACCGUAGGAUCUGCUUGGAGAUUACUCCUUGUGUACUUCUGUGGUUUCCCAUAAGUUUGCUGCCAAGAAAUCAGACGUUGCUGUCAUUAUGUUAUAGUUCUACUAAAAACUGCUUUAUUUUAUGAAAUUAAUGUGAACUUGGCUUAUGUAUGUCUUAAAGUAGCUUUGUGGAAAGAAAGAGUUUGAGUUUAAGAUUUUAUUAUUUGAUGAACAGCAAAGAUAAUUUUGUUCUUUGUUAUUGAAAGAUUUGCUUAUUUAAUGCUACAGUGUCAUUCCAGAAGAGAAGCACAAAUGAAAUAUGAACAAAAUUUGCACAAUGCUUGUUGGUAUGCAAAGAUGGGUUAGUCUCAAGUUAAGUGACAGUUCCUUUUGUUUCCAUUUUUUUCUAAAAAAACACCUGAUAUAUUCAAUCUGUUUCUGUGUUAUGAGACUUAGAAAUAAAUUGUUGCGUGCACAUUA
Branchiostoma floridae (Florida lancelet) is the source of this 1423-nucleotide messenger RNA. RefSeq names its product oligoribonuclease, mitochondrial-like. The coding region runs from base 112 to 774 and encodes 220 amino acids. Gene Ontology annotation, cellular component: mitochondrion. Gene Ontology annotation, molecular function: 3'-5'-RNA exonuclease activity; nucleic acid binding. Lineage: Eukaryota; Metazoa; Chordata; Leptocardii; Amphioxiformes; Branchiostomatidae. The transcript is spliced from 4 exons. The record is from RefSeq and is a predicted model, not a curated record.